Messenger RNA from Octopus sinensis (East Asian common octopus), 309 nucleotides. RefSeq names its product protein lifeguard 4-like. Lineage: Eukaryota; Metazoa; Mollusca; Cephalopoda; Octopoda; Octopodidae. The record is from RefSeq and is a predicted model, not a curated record. Gene Ontology annotation, cellular component: membrane. The transcript is spliced from 4 exons. The coding region runs from base 1 to 309 and encodes 102 amino acids.
AUGGCAAUGGUGAAUCCAAAAAUCCAGUCCUCUACUAAUGCCUAUUACCAUGGAUUUAUAAGAAAAGUGUAUUCCAUCUUGACAAUCCAGUUAAUAUAUACUAUUGGAGUGAUAUCCUUCUGCAUAUUCCAGUAUAAUUUAUAUCAUAAAUAUGCCAGAGAGAGUUAUAUUGUAAUUGACACACAAAUGGUUAUGGAUGGACAGAAGAAGUACACCAUUUCCCCCGAGGACUACGUUUAUGCUGCACUCAAUUUAUAUGUCGACAUUGUCAACUUAUUCCUUAUCGUCCUUAGUUUUUUUAAUGAAUAA